This is a messenger RNA of Paramisgurnus dabryanus, 1747 nucleotides long. RefSeq names its product adaptor related protein complex 2 subunit sigma 1 (gene ap2s1). NCBI's taxonomy places the organism in Eukaryota, Metazoa, Chordata, Actinopteri, Cypriniformes, Cobitidae. Gene Ontology annotation, biological process: clathrin-dependent endocytosis; intracellular protein transport. Gene Ontology annotation, molecular function: clathrin-cargo adaptor activity. The record is from RefSeq and is a predicted model, not a curated record. Gene Ontology annotation, cellular component: AP-2 adaptor complex; membrane coat.
CAUAGUUCCAAGCGCCAAAGGCCUUCUGUUCGCAUCCUGUCCGGUAAAGAUAGCGGACGGCUACGGAACCUAGCUCAAGCUUAUAUUUCCUUAAAUAUACAAAUAAACAUCCAUUAAAAUAAACCAGACGCCUUGGAUUUAUAAACACACAGCAUAAUGAUCCGAUUUAUCCUCAUCCAAAACCGGGCAGGGAAGACCAGACUGGCGAAGUGGUACAUGCAGUUUGACGAUGAUGAAAAACAGAAGCUUAUUGAAGAGGUUCAUGCUGUUGUGACAGUUCGUGAUGCCAAACACACCAACUUUGUAGAGUUCAGAAACUUCAAAAUCAUUUACAGGCGGUACGCUGGCCUGUACUUCUGUAUCUGUGUAGAUGUUACGGACAAUAACCUGGCUUACCUGGAGGCUAUUCACAACUUUGUUGAGGUUUUGAAUGAAUAUUUCCACAAUGUGUGUGAAUUAGAUCUGGUCUUCAAUUUCUACAAGGUGUACACGGUGGUGGAUGAGAUGUUUCUUGCGGGAGAGAUCAGAGAAACUAGCCAGACCAAGGUCCUCAAACAGCUCCUUAUGUUGCAGUCUCUGGAGUAGAGAGCUCAUUGGUGUCUACCCCUGUCAAUCAAUUAUCCACUAUUGCAGCAGGACCCCUCCCACCCCUGCUUGCAACAAGCCAUGAUGUGUGCGUGUGUGCGUGUGCGUGUGUGUGUAUGGGUGUAGUCGUGCUAAACUCCAACCACAAACAUUUCACCUUUUCUUUAAAAUCACUUCCAAGUAUAUUGCGAUUCAAUGACUCUGCAGUUAAAUUUGAAAGAAGCACUUGUAAGAUUCCCUGGUUAUUUAGUAUUGACCUAAAUACUUCCCAGUAUGCUUUGGCAAUGUCAGAAUUGAAUACUUGAGCAAUUUUAUAGCACAGUAGAUUUGAAAGAGUCUGGCAACCUCUCCAAGCACAUUCAUUAACACUAAACCUAGAUAAUGGCUAUCGUGUUGCCCAAUAACUGCUGUGGCAUUGAAGCGUCAUCUACACUACUAACAAAAACAGCAAUCUCAGCAAUGUUAAACCCUGAUUAUACCGAAUCAUUCCUCCCUGAACAUGUCAAGGCAAUAAUCUGCUGUGGCCUGGCAGGCCAUUUAAUAAAAUCCAUUACAAAUUCAAAUUAAAUGUUAGUGAUGGAUGAAACACACAAUUUAGUCUCAAAUAUAUUGUGCUACUUGCGUAAAGCAGUACUGUGAAUCUUGUUUUUGUAUUGUGUACAUACACAUGAUAUAUGCAGAUAUUUUAAGUGUAACUAACCAGUCAUUCCAGUCAUCUAAACAAGUCUCUGUUGCUACUUGUUGUGCAUUGAAAUCUGUUGGCUGUGUGGAGAACUAGAGCCAGUGAUUAGGGAGCGGUUUACAGAACAAGGUUACAGUAGAAGAAUGAAGCUUGGGGAAAUGACAAAGAUGGUCUACUUUUAAUUUCCCCUUUUGUGGAAAUUGUCCAUUUGCUCCAAUAGCUCUAUGGCAACUGCUCGGCCUUACAACUUUCCAUUACAGUUAGAUUCAAAGUUACAAUGAGACUUUAUUUUGUAUUUGUAUGGUUUGUGUCGUCUUUUUGUCCAAAUUUAAUCAAAAAUAUUCCAUAUUUGCCGAUUAAUCCAUGUAAGAUCGCAGAGUAAACAUUGAUAUAAGUGGUGUUACUCUUGUAUGUGUUCCUUAAAGUGUAUAUAUAUUAAUGAAGGUGAAAUCAAGAAAAUAAACAUGAAGUUAAAAUAUA